Aspergillus candidus is the source of this 2393-nucleotide messenger RNA. Its product is annotated as alkaline-phosphatase-like protein. NCBI's taxonomy places the organism in Eukaryota, Fungi, Ascomycota, Eurotiomycetes, Eurotiales, Aspergillaceae. The record is from RefSeq and is a predicted model, not a curated record. Gene Ontology annotation, molecular function: phosphonoacetate hydrolase activity. The transcript has 3 exons. Bases 18 to 1865 code for a protein of 615 amino acids.
AAAAAAAAAAAAAAAAAAUGGCAUCCCACCACCAAUCAACAACAGCCGUCGAACAGCAUGCCCGCGAAACUGUGAGGGAAUUGUUUGAGUUUAUUUUGGCUCAAGGUGAUGCAGACUAUAUUGGCGAGCCCAUUUCCCAACUCGAACACUCCCUUCAAGCAGCGCAACUCGCACAGGAGUCAGGCGCUGAUGACGAGACGGUCCUUGGCGCACUCUUGCACGAUGUGGGACGCUUCAUACCAGCCGCGGAUAAGAUGCCAAAGAUGAUUGCACCGGACGGGACAUAUGUUGGCAGAGCGAGCCAUGAGGUUGUGGGUGAAAGAUAUCUGAGACAGCUGGGCUUUGGUGAGAAAGUUUGCCAAUUAGUGGCAGCGCAUGUGACGGCGAAGAGGUAUUUAACUGCGGUGGACAAGGAGUAUUAUGAUGGCUUGAGUAAUUCUAGCAAGAAUACGCUGAGAAUGCAGGGUGGGAUUUUUAAUGAAUCUCAAGUCAAAAAAGCACAAGAAGAUCCUUGGUUGGGGGCAAAGCUCCAGGUACGACGAUGGGACGACCAGGCGAAGGUUCCAGACGUCAAGACCGCACCUCUUUCAGCAUACGAAGAUCUGGCUGUACGGUGCCUUCUGAAGACGGGUUCGAAUUUUUCAACGCCCACCGUCGAACUUCAUUCCACCAAAUACACAUUGCCUCAAGUCCCAACCGUUGUUGUCUGUGUCGAUGGAUUUGAUCCUGAGUAUCUUGAACAAGGAAUUGUGGAUGGCAUCCUUCCAACUCUCAAAUCAUUCCUGGAGAACGGCUUCCAUACAACAGCCAAAUGUGCGAUGCCUUCCUUCACCAACCCAAACAACGUCUCGAUAAUUACAGGUGUGCCACCGUCUGUCCAUGGUAUCGCAGGGAAUUACUUUCUCGACCCGAUUACGAAAGAGGAGCACAUGGUCCAGGACGACACUUUGCUCCGCGGCUCGACAAUCCUGCAACUCAUGGCUAGUCGCCAGAUCAAAGUUGCAGCAGUAACAGCGAAGGGAAAGUUGCGUCGCAUAAUAGGCCAUGGUUUAUCGGAUUCGAUAUGUUUUGCUGCUGAAAAUGCCGGCUCUUCUUCGCUUGCGGAAAAUGGAAUCGAGAAUGUAGAACGCUGGCUUGGUCGUCCUGCACCUCCACAGUACUCAGCGGACUUGUCCCUUUUUGUCCUGGACGCUGGAGUCAAAUUGUUACGGGAAAAAAAAGCAGAUUUGCUUUAUUUGACCCUGUCUGAUUUUGUCCAACACAAACACGCUCCGGGGGAGAAGGAGGCAAACGAAUUCUUCUCAUCGUUGGAUCAUCGUCUGAGAGAGCUCGUGGAGCUCGGUGCGGUUGUUGCAGUGACUGGAGACCACGGAAUGAGCGACAAGUGUACCACUGAUGGCGAACCGAACAUCCUAUUUUUGCAAGAUGAACUGGAGGCAAAGUUUGGACCAGGGUGCGCCAAGGUGAUUUGUCCUAUAACAGACCCCUUUGUUCGUCAUCAUGGCGCUUUGGGUUCGUUUGUUCAAGUGUAUCUGGAAUCACCCGACUUGUUGCCAAUGGCACUUGAGUAUUGCCAGUCUUUGUCUCAAGUGCAACUGGCCCUUGACGGCAAAGAAGGCGCAGAGCUGCUUGACAUACCACAUGACGGCGACCUUGUCCUCGUUUCAGUUAAAAACGCAGUUAUCGGUAGCCGAAAAAGGGACCAUGACUUGACGAAUCUGCAAGGCCACCGCCUUCGUUCCCAUGGCGGGCUUACGGAACAGAAUGUUCCAUUGCUCAUGUCACAACCGGUGAAGGAUCAAGCUCAAGCUGCGGCAAGGGAUUGGCACAAUUAUGAUGUUUUUGAUUUGAUACUCAACUGGUGAUACUUCCCUCCUAUUAUGCCGUGUGGGAAGGUCCUUAAAAGUCAAGAGACCACGGACCAGGACCUGACACAUCAUGAUGCGAAGAUAGAAUGUCAAAGUCCCCCAUGUUGUCAAUCCAUUGGAAGCUGUUCACCAAAGGAUCUGUUUGCUGGGCGUACUCAACAUUCAUUGAUGAGCUAAGAUUCAUUUGUGCCGCUUCCUGGGACUUUUUAAAUAGUUUCUCUAUUCCAUCCACGAUGCAGACCAGCAAAUGUUGCUCGUGCAUGGGUACCGUAACCUGUCUGAGGACUGUGACCGUCUGCUCAACGAGAUCCAACAUCUUGGUCGCGUCGAUUCUCACGAUAUUAGAGUAUUUGGUUGCGACUUUGAGGAGAUAUACAACUGCAAAAGCAAUCAUUGUAUCAAAGUAUAGCGGUAAUCCAUUCAAAUGCGCCUGAAGUUCUCCGUCAGAUACAAUAACACGCAGUAUAGAUGUAGCUGAGAGAACUGCGGUGUUAGCGAUAUCUUCCAGAUCCUGCGGAAAGUCAC